Aplosporella prunicola CBS 121167 is the source of this 537-nucleotide messenger RNA. RefSeq lists its product as uncharacterized. Gene Ontology annotation, cellular component: nuclear cap binding complex. Gene Ontology annotation, molecular function: RNA cap binding. Bases 1 to 537 code for a protein of 178 amino acids. The transcript is spliced from 4 exons. Gene Ontology annotation, biological process: mRNA cis splicing, via spliceosome. The record is from RefSeq and is a predicted model, not a curated record. NCBI's taxonomy places the organism in Eukaryota, Fungi, Ascomycota, Dothideomycetes, Botryosphaeriales, Aplosporellaceae.
AUGCCUCCCCCGACCACGCGCAACACCGUCGACCGCCUCGACAAGCCGAGCUCCUACGCCGCUAGCAAGAACCGCAAGCGCAGAUAUGUGCGCGAGGGAGAUGAGCCUGACGAGUACCGCGGCCGCGAGAAGACGCCCGACUUCGAGGACAAGCUGAAGGAUGCGACGACCCUCUACGUCGGCAACCUGUCCUUCUACACCACCGAGGAGCAGAUCCACGAGCUCUUUGCCAAGUGCGGUGAGAUCAAGCGCCUGGUCAUGGGCCUCGACCGCUACCAAAAGACGCCCUGCGGUUUCUGUUUCGUCGAGUACUACACCCACCAGGAUGCGCUUGACUGCAUGAAGUACAUUGGCGGCACCAAGCUGGACGAGCGCAUCAUCCGUACCGACUUGGACGAGGGCUUCGCGGAGGGAAGGCAGUACGGACGUGGCAAGUCCGGUGGCCAAGUGCGCGACGAGUACCGCGACGAGUACGAUCCCGGCCGCGGUGGAUAUGGCAGAGCCGUGGACGCCGACAAGGACGACUUUUACAGAUAA